Molecule: messenger RNA, 2656 nt
Organism: Hypanus sabinus (Atlantic stingray)
Lineage: Eukaryota; Metazoa; Chordata; Chondrichthyes; Myliobatiformes; Dasyatidae
Exons: 2
Coding region: 55-1152 (365 amino acids)
Source: RefSeq, a predicted model, not a curated record
AUCCAGAAAGAAAGGGCCGCCAGAGAAGCCGAAGAGGCCGAAACCCAGUUGGAAAUGACAAAAAUAUCGACAGAGUUGCAUGUGCUGCAGCUAGAAGGAGAAGGAGAAGCUGCCAGGGUGGAAGCAAAGUACAUAGAACAAGCUGAAGGGUCGCGUGAUCUGACCGAAGUAAGAUCUACUUUAGAAAGGACCAGACUGGAACGCACAAGCGACUAUGUACAACAUCAAAUAGACAGGCAGGCUCGUCUCCCCUCUCCAUACGUAUUCGAUAACUUCCCCAGCUACGAGGAACCUCAGAGAGUCACGAUUGCAUCACAUCCAUACGAGGAAGGAAAUUUACCCUCACGGCUCCGUGAUGAAGUCAAGAAUGAAAGAACCGACAACGCUCCUUCACCCCCACAACAGGACGGCGGGGAGGGAGAGGUUCACUCCAGGACAACAAUUGUCAGCUCGAACUGUACAGAAGUUUGCGGUCAAACUCAGUCAAGCCGUUCUUGUUCCGAGAUCUGCCUCACUGAGGUGUACCCUAAAGAAGCACAACAAGACAUUACCAAGCGUAAAGUAACCGACGAGACGCUAGGUCAGUCAGUUUUCGUUCAAACCGAGCACGGAAACAAACUUGCACAAUCAGCUCAAGAUACCAUUUCUUUAAAACCCAAAGACACCAAGGUCUUCAGAGAUGAAGCAAAUAAUGGGGUUGCCCCAUUGCCAAUCAGAGAACCACGCCAGCGCUCACCAGAUAACAAAGAGCAGGCAGUCAAACGGUUCACGUCCUUACGGAAAACCUGGAAAAGGAAACCUGAGAUGCAGCAACGCACCCGAUUGGCCCACGAGGUACUGUGCACCCUAAUGGCAGAGGUCACAGCCAUUAUAAACGCACAAUCAUUCCUACCUGUGUCUUCUGACCCAGAAAACCCCUUUAUACUUUCGCCAUCAACGCUCCUUACGCAGAAGGCAGGAGCACCUCCUCCACCAGGAGACUUCUCAGACAAGAAUUUGUACACAAAACAAUGGAGACAAGUCCAGGCUCUGGCAAAUCAGUUCUGGCCUCGCUGGAGACAAAAAUAUCUACCCUCGUUGCAACAGAGACAAAAGUGGACAGGACCCCACAGGAAUCUGGCCAACGGCCAGAAUCACUGCUACAUUCCCUAGCGGGGAUGGACAUGUCAGGAAGAUCGAAUUGAAGACUACCGACCAAGGCGAUGUGAAAAUUUACCAAGGGCCAGUUACAGAAGUUAUUCUACUUCUACCCAAUGACUGAUUAAGAGACUAAGUUUUGUACUCUGCUCAUUGUGACCUUACGAAGGUCAAGCGGGGAGUGUGCUGUCUUUACGACAGUUAUUUAGUUUAUAAUAUUUUCGCUUAGUAAUUCAUUCAAUAGUAUUUUCUAGUUAGAAUUAGAAGUGUUUAAAGUGUAUUCAUUGCAUGUAAAAUAUAUCGGCAUGCGAUGACGUCACAUCCGGUUUCGCCGCGUCUUGUGGGAAAACACCGGUUUGAAAUUAGCGCGAGGGUGGGGGCUUUCCACGAGGCUCACCUGAGCACAAGCAGUUUUGCAGGCAUGAGAAAUCACAGUGAGAGCAACGCUUUUUCACCAUAUGUUAAUGUGAAGAGUGAACAGUAAAUGGUUAAUCUUACUGCGAUCUGGUUCUUAUUAACUGUGGUUUAUCCGGACGUUAAAUUCGGCGUUUCGUUACACCCGAAGGAGAACGUUACAAUACUCAUAUAAACUGGUAUUAUUGCCCAUGUUAGUUUAGGUUUAUUUUUUUUAAUAUACAUUUCUUCGUGCAUUUUUACUUUUUUUUUCUUUUGAUGACUAUUUUUAUUCUUUUUCAUGUUCAAUCAAAAUAGGUUUGAUUGUUUAUUAUAAGUUUUUUUUGGUUGAUAUUUAAUAAGAUAUUGUUAUCCUAUUAUAAAUUUAACUUUAAAUCUAAUGCAUUUAUAACCUAUCUAUAUUAUGUUAUGUUUCUCUUUAUAUAUAUGAAUUUCAAUAAAAAGAUUGAAAGGAAUAAUCACAGUCUUGGGACCUUGAUCACCUACGUCAUGACGACGAGCAUCUGCGGGGAUUAUACUAGCUUGUGACCUGAGUUUCACAGUGUUGCAUCUUUCAGGGGUGGAACAACGCAGUAGGUGUCCAUCUUACCUUUUAAGCAAAAACAGCUCUCCAAUAGUGAUUGGCCCGUAGAAGGAACAUUGCAGCCCUCCCACUAGCUUCCAUUUAGCUGUUAACUUCAUGGUGCCCGCAGAGUUUGAAUCUAGUGUGUGGUAACCAAACACUCUCUGGGUUAUUACGGGCUUAUUGCCAGUGCCAUGGGAACAGUAAACACUGGAGGUGUGCUGCAGUAAAGAGGGCCCAUGUGCACACUUUAGAUAAGUAUUUGCCACUGUGCGUAGGGUUAGUGUCUAUUUUGUCCUGCUGCUUCAGGUGCUCAGUUUAGAUCAAAGGGUUUACUGAAUGUUUAAUUUCUGCCUUGUAAAUAAAUAGUUAACCUAUUUACCAAUAUUGAGUCUUUUCUGUCCCCACACAAACCCAGAAACCAACGAUAAAUUAUAAAAGGGGCAUGGAACAGCUUUUGUUUCAGCCCUAUCUCAAGUCCCCCUUCUCAACUGCGCUUCAAUAAGAUUGUAUCGUCAAAUACAACUGUACUCCAUCCCUCCC